AUGAGUAUAAAUCCAAAGCUAUUUACUGCUUACACUCAAGAUAAUAUCAGUGAAGCAUUCAAUGUGGCAAGAUCUAAUAGUAACCCAGAAGUUACGAAUGUACACCUAGCUAUUGCUAUGCUAAAGGAUCCGAAAGGAUUCCCCUAUCUAGUCUGUCAAAAAGCUGAAAUCGACGUGGAGUUGCUGAAGAAGAAGUUGAAUGAGCAGUUGAAGAAGCUUCCCAAGCAAGAUCCUUUACCUGAAGAACUCUAUGUCAGUGGAGCUCUUGGAAAGACUUUAAGUAUUGCUCAGGAGAACGCUGCCUCGCAGAAGGACUCUCGUGUGGCUCAGGAUCAUGUGCUGGCUGCUAUGUUUAACGACUCUACGAUGAAAUCCUUGUUCGAGAGUGUGGGUUUGACGAAGAAGAAGUUGGAUAACGCUAUUAAGGAGAAGAGAGGAUCUGCUCAAGCCAAUUCGGACGCUCCUGAAGGCGCGUACGACGCUUUGAAUCAGUACGGAAUUGAUCUGGUGAAGCAGGCCGAGGAAGGAAAGAUCGAUCCUGUGAUUGGCCGAGACGAGGAAAUCCGUCGCGUGAUCCGAAUUCUGUGUCGUCGAACCAAGAACAACCCUGUUCUGAUCGGUGAGCCUGGUGUGGGAAAGACCGCAAUCGUGGAAGGUCUCGCGAACCGAAUCGUCCAGGGCGAUGUCCCUGAAACCCUUCGCGUUCGCUUGAUCUCUCUGGAUCUGGGAGCGCUGAUCGCAGGUGCCAAAUACCGUGGAGAAUUCGAAGAGCGACUGAAGGCUGUGAUGAACGAAGUGAAGCAGAGCGAGGGCAAAAUCAUUCUGUUCAUCGAUGAAAUGCACUUGCUUCUGGGCGCUGGAAAGACGGACGGCGCGAUGGACGCUGCGAAUCUGCUGAAGCCCAUGCUGUCGCGAGGUGAAUUGCGAGUCAUCGGCGCUACGACACUGGAGGAAUACAAGAAAUACGUUGAGAAGGACGCCGCGUUCGAGCGACGAUUCCAGCAAGUGUAUGUGGGCGAACCCAGCGUGGAGGACACCGUGAGUAUUCUGCGAGGCUUGAAAGAUCGCUAUGAGCGAUAUCACGGCGUUCGCAUCGAUGACUCGGCGCUGGUUUUGGCUGCGAAAUUGUCGCAUCGAUACAUCCAGGAUCGAUUCCUGCCCGAUAAGGCGAUCGAUCUCGUGGAUGAGGCGUGCGCGAACAUUCGCGUGCAGCUGGACAGCCAGCCCGAGGAGAUCGAUCGACUGGAGCGCAAGCAGCUGCAGCUGGAGAUCGAGCAGACGGCGAUGGAGAACGAGAAGGACGAAGCCAGCAAAGCGCGGUUAGAGAAGUUGAAGCCGCUGAUGAUGCGCCAUGAGAAAGAGAAGGAAGGAAUGGACGAGCUCCGCCGAUUGAAGAAUAAAGUCGCGGAGACGCAGAACAAAAUCGAAGCGGCCAAGCGAGUGCACGACACGGCGCGUGCCUCCGACCUUCAGUAUUACGUGCUUCCCGACUUGGAAGAAGCGAUUAAGCGCCAAGAAGAGGAGAUCGAGAAGCAGAAAGACUCGCGAAUGCUCAAAGAAGAAGUGACUGCGAACGACAUUUGCCACGUGGUGAGCAACUGGACGGGCAUUCCGAUGGAUCGCCUCAGCACUUCCGACCGCGAUCGCUUGAUCCAGCUCCCGCAGCGACUCAGCGAGAAGGUUGUUGGACAAUCGGCGGCCAUCGAGGCGGUCAGCAACGCCAUUCUUCGCUCCCGCGCGGGGCUUUCGCGCGAAGGAAAGCCGACCGGCUGCUUCCUCUUCCUGGGUCCCACCGGCGUGGGCAAGACCGAGCUGGCGAAGAAACUGGCGCUGGAGCUGUUCAACGAUGAGAAGCACAUCGUGCGAAUCGAUAUGUCGGAGUACAUGGAGAAACACUCCGUGUCGCGAUUGGUCGGCGCGCCUCCAGGCUACGUGGGCUACGAAGAGGGCGGUGAAUUGACCGAAGCGGUGCGUCGCCGUCCGUACAACGUGAUUCUGCUGGAUGAAGUGGAGAAGGCGCAUCCGGAUGUGUGGAAUCUGUUCUUGCAGGUGUUCGACGAUGGACGACUGACCGACAAACAAGGCCGAACGGUGGAUUUCUCGAACACGGUGAUCAUCAUGACGUCGAAUUUGGGCGCGGAUAUCUUGCUGGAAGAUGUGGAGCGACAGAGACGGACGCGAUCGAAUGAGGGAUUGUGCGAGGAGUAUCCGUCUGCGCGAAGAGUCGCGGUCACUCCCGGCAUUAGCGAGGAAGCGGAGAAGCGCGUGAUGCAGGUGAUUCGAAGCCACUUCCGACCCGAGUUUUUGAACCGACUGGACGAGAUCAUCAUGUUCAAUCCACUGGGAUAUGAGCAGAUGAAGAAGGUGAUGAAGCUCCAGAUUGACGAGCUGAACGAUCGGCUGAAGGAGCAGAAUAUGGCACUGGAGGCGGACGAUUCGGCGCUGGAGAAGAUCAUGGAGGACGCGUACGAUCCGCUGUAUGGAGCGCGUCCGUUGAAGCGCUACAUCGAGAGAGCGAUCGUUACCGACUUGAGCAAGCGGCUGAUUGCGGGAACGAUCAUCCCUGGAUUCAUUUACACUCUCUCUGCAAAGAACGGUGUGUUCGAGUAUACUUCAACUGGCAAAGCGUAUCAUAGCAAGUAAUCGUUAUCAUUAGUGUGUGUAUAAUUAGUGU
This is a messenger RNA of Blastocystis hominis, 2674 nucleotides long. RefSeq lists its product as hypothetical. The record is from RefSeq and is a predicted model, not a curated record. Gene Ontology annotation, cellular component: cytoplasm. Gene Ontology annotation, biological process: cellular response to heat. The transcript has 2 exons. NCBI's taxonomy places the organism in Eukaryota, Bigyra, Opalinata, Blastocystidae. Bases 1 to 2643 code for a protein of 880 amino acids. Gene Ontology annotation, molecular function: ATP binding; ATP hydrolysis activity.